This is a messenger RNA of Gopherus evgoodei (Goodes thornscrub tortoise), 1523 nucleotides long. Its product is annotated as torsin-1A-like. The record is from RefSeq and is a predicted model, not a curated record. NCBI's taxonomy places the organism in Eukaryota, Metazoa, Chordata, Testudines, Testudinidae. Gene Ontology annotation, cellular component: endoplasmic reticulum lumen; nuclear envelope; endoplasmic reticulum. The transcript has 5 exons. Bases 57 to 1082 code for a protein of 341 amino acids. Gene Ontology annotation, molecular function: ATP binding; ATP hydrolysis activity; kinesin binding. Gene Ontology annotation, biological process: nuclear membrane organization; protein localization to nucleus.
GUGCCGGGUGGUGGCUGGCUUGCAGGCUCGGGGCUGUGGUGGCCUGGCGGAGGGGGAUGAAGCUGCUGCGGGGGCCGCUGGGGGCUGCCCUGGGCCUUGUGUUGCUGCUGCUGAGCCCGGUGCAGACGGUGGAGCCCAUCAGCCUCGGGCUGGCGCUGGCUGGCGCCGCCUCAGCGCUCACCGGCCUCAUCUCCUAUCCCCGCCUCUACUGCUACUUCAGGGAGUGCUGCCUCCAGUGGGAGGGGGCCCGGGCGGGAGCAGCACUGCAGGAGGAUUUGGACAAGAAACUAUUUGGCCAGCACCUCGUGAAGAAGGUGAUUGUGAAAGCUGUGAGUGGCUUCUUGAACAAUACAAACCCCAAAAAGCCUCUCACCCUCUCCUUGCAUGGGUGGACUGGUACUGGCAAAAACUUCGUCAGUAAAAUAAUUGCAGAGAGUAUCUACGAAGGAGGCCUGAACAGCAAUUAUGUCCAUCAGUUUGUGUCCACUUUGCAUUUUCCCCAUGCACAUAGUGUUGGCCAGUACAAGGACCAGUUGCAGUCAUGGAUUCGGGGAAAUGUGAGCGCCUGUGGCAGGUCAAUCUUUAUAUUUGAUGAAAUGGAUAAAAUGCAUGCAGGACUCAUUGAUUCCAUCAAACCGUUCUUGGACUAUUACGAGCAGCUUGAUGGAGUGUCCUAUCGGCGAGCCAUCUUCAUCUUUCUCAGCAAUGCGGGGGCUGAAAAGAUAACAGAGGUGGCAUUAGAUUUCUGGAAAAGUGGAAAGAAAAGGGAAGACAUGGAACUCAAAGACCUGGAAGCUGGAGUGUCUCUGUCUGUCUUCAACAACAAGAAUAGCGGCUUUUGGCACAGCAGCCUGAUCGACAGAAACCUCAUUGAUUAUUUUGUCCCCUUUCUGCCUCUGGAGUACAAACACGUGAAAAUGUGUGUCAGGGUUGAACUUGAAUCACGUGGCUACAUGGUGGAUGAAGAAAUCGUAACCAAAGUAGCUGAGGAGUUGACCUACUUCCCCAAGGAGGAGAAAAUCUACUCUGAUAAAGGAUGCAAAACUGUGUUCACCAAGCUGGAUUUUUACUAUGACUUAUAAUGUUUUACGAUGCUGUGAUCUGCAAAGGAAAAAAUGAACCUAAUCACAAAGUGGAGAAUCCGAAACAUUUCAUUUGUCAAGCACUUUAAAAAAAAAAAAAAAAAAAAAACAUUGUAAUUUCAUUGCCUGAUGUAAAUAAGUGGCAAUACACUUGUCUUUUUAUUCUGGGGGAGCCUUGAAAUAGUCAUAUCCUCAAAAGACGUCAGUCCUAUGCCGAGAAGCUGGGAAAGAACUGUGCAUGGAACAGUCACCCCGUCCAGAGCAUUGUCUAACAGUUCCUAUGGUUUAGCUCAUAUCAUGGAUUGAUUGCUACAACUGUUCAAUGGAACACAGCUAUGUACAUUAGACCUGCAGUUUUAAUUAGGUUUUAAUUUGUAGAAAUGGUUUCCAGAUGGUGCAGAUAUAAAGGCCUUGAUUAAAAUAUUCUGUAAGACCAUUCCU